Messenger RNA from Olea europaea var. sylvestris, 1670 nucleotides. Its product is annotated as S-adenosylmethionine synthase 3-like. Gene Ontology annotation, molecular function: ATP binding; methionine adenosyltransferase activity. The transcript is spliced from 3 exons. Lineage: Eukaryota; Viridiplantae; Streptophyta; Magnoliopsida; Lamiales; Oleaceae. The record is from RefSeq and is a predicted model, not a curated record. Gene Ontology annotation, biological process: S-adenosylmethionine biosynthetic process. Gene Ontology annotation, cellular component: cytosol. Bases 152 to 1330 code for a protein of 392 amino acids.
UAUCGCCACAUCUAUACACAACCACGCAUAUUUCCAUUUCCUCUUUCUACCAUUAAUCUCUUUGCAGAUCGCAACUUUGUUUUUUCCAUAAAGAUCGCACUGUGGGCAAGAAAUCGUUUUUCAGUGAACGAUCUGGAAUUCAAUAGGGGACAUGGACAUGGAAACCUUCCUUUUCACCUCAGAGUCUGUCAAUGAAGGCCAUCCUGACAAGCUUUGCGACCAAGUCUCAGAUGCCAUUCUUGAUGCUUGCCUAGAACAAGAUUCAGAGAGCAAAGUUGCUUGUGAAACCUGCACAAAGACUAAUAUGGUCAUGGUCUUUGGAGAAAUCACAACCAAGGCCAAUGUAAAUUAUGAGAAGAUAGUUCGAGAUACGUGCAGGGGCAUUGGCUUCACAUCACCUGAUGUUGGUCUUGAUGCGGACAACUGCAAGGUGCUCGUAAACAUCGAGCAACAGAGUCCUGACAUUGCCCAGGGAGUUCAUGGUCAUCUGACCAAGAAACCUGAGGAAAUCGGAGCUGGUGACCAAGGUCACAUGUUUGGCUAUGCCACUGAUGAAACACCGGAGCUCAUGCCCCUCACUCAUGUCCUUGCCACCAAGCUUGGUGCCAAGCUCACUGAAGUAAGAAAGAACAGGACUUGCCCAUGGCUGAGACCUGAUGGCAAGACCCAAGUUACUGUUGAGUACAGGAAUGAUGGUGGUGCAAUGGUUCCUAUUAGAGUACACACCGUUCUUAUCUCAACCCAACAUGAUGAGACCGUAACAAAUGAAGAAAUUGCUGCAGAUUUGAAAGAGCAUGUAAUCAAGCCCGUCAUCCCUGCUCAGUACCUUGAUGAAAACACGAUCUUCCACCUCAACCCAUCUGGUCGAUUUGUUAUUGGUGGACCCCAUGGAGAUGCAGGACUCACUGGUAGAAAAAUUAUCAUCGACACCUAUGGUGGUUGGGGUGCUCAUGGUGGGGGUGCUUUCUCCGGUAAGGAUCCUACAAAGGUAGAUAGGAGUGGUGCUUAUAUUGUUAGGCAGGCUGCGAAGAGUGUGGUGGCUUCAGGACUUGCUCGCCGGUGCAUUGUGCAAGUUUCUUAUGCAAUUGGUGUUGCUGAACCACUCUCAGUGUUUGUUGAUACCUACAAGACAGGUAAGAUUCCCGAUAAGGACAUACUGGUUCUUAUUAAGGAGCAGUUUGACUUCAGGCCAGGAAUGAUCGCCAUCAAUCUUGAUUUGUUGAGAGGAGGCAACUUAAGGUACCAAAAAACAGCUGCUUAUGGUCAUUUUGACCGUGAUGAUCCCGAUUUCACCUGGGAAACCGUCAAGAUCCUCAAGCCUAAAGCUUGAGUACGUGGUUUACCAGCUGGACAAUGUUUCCUCAAGUUGAUUUCAUGUGGAAAUCGAAGUGGUUACAGAUUAAUAAAUAAGGUUCAUUGGGCAUAUUAACGUUACAAUUUCAUUUCCAGGACUCCAUUAUGGCGGGACUUUAGUGGUUUUAGUGAUUUAGCUCGAGGAACCGGAGCUGGAGUAUAUGUUUUUUGUCUCUUUUUUUCCCCUUUCUUUUCUAUUGUAUCUCCCUUGUUAGGGAAUUAUUGUUUGGAGGUAUUUCGCAAAACUCUUUUGUUUCAUUUGAUCAUUUUUUUUAACCAUUUCAAUUGGAGUUGAAUUAUGGAUGGCGGAUUUAUUU